CAUAUAUAUAUAUACAUGUUACCCUCCCACACCACCAGACCUCUCCGUGCUUCAGGAGAUCAUCUCUUACUCUUUAUCAUCAGUUUGAUGUUCAACCGAAACUCUGCUGUCUGACUUUCAGUGAACACAACACGCCAUGAUGAAGAGGAGAGAGGAAGAGGAGGAGGAGAGGACGACUACAUCCACCAGAGAGGAAGAGGAGGAAGAGGUCUCAGGUGAUGAUGAUGAAGAGGUCUCAGGUGAUGAUGAUGAUGAAGAGGUCUCAGGUGAUGAUGAUGAUGAAGAGGUCUCAGGUGGUGAAGAAGGGGUCUCAGGUGAUGAAGAGGUCUCAGGUGAUGAAGAGCAUAAGGAUAAAGAUGGUGGUGAUGAAGGUGUUUCAGGGAUGAAGAAGCAGACCAAUCAGGAAGCAGCCGGAGACAGGAAGUGUGUCCCAGGUAUUCUCUACCUGGGUCACAUCCCUCCGAGGCUCCGCCCCCGACACGUGAGGAACCUGCUGUCAGCCUAUGGGGAGGUGGGCCGCAUCUUCCUCCAGCCAGAGGACGGGCAGGUGAGCACGAAGAAGAGGAAGGGGGGGUCCCGGCGCUGCGACUUCACUGAGGGCUGGAUCGAGUUCAGAGACAAGCGCAGAGCCAAGCUGGUGGCUGCCUCGCUGCACAACACGCCCAUGGGGACCAGGAAGCGCCAACGCUUCGCCUCAGACCUGUGGUGCAUCAAGUACCUGCACAGGUUCCAGUGGACUCACCUGUCUGUCUCUCACCUGUCUGUCUCUCUCAGUACCUGCACAGGUUCCAGUGGACUCACCUGUCUGUCUCUCACCUGUCUGUCUCUCUCAGUACCUGCACAGGUUCCAGUGGACUCACCUGUCUGUCUCUCACCUGUCUGUCUCUCUCAGUACCUGCACAGGUUCCAGUGGACUCACCUGUCUGUAUCUCACCUGUCUGUCUCUCUCAGUACCUGCACAGGUUCCAGUGGACUCACCUGUCUGUCUCUCACCUGUCUGUCUCUCUCAGUACCUGCACAGGUUCCAGUGGACUCACCUGUCUGUCUCUCACCUGUCUGUCUCUCUCAGUACCUGCACAGGUUCCAGUGGACUCACCUGUCUGUCUCUCACCUGUCUGUCUCUCUCAGUACCUGCACAGGUUCCAGUGGACUCACCUGUCUGUCUCUCACCUGUCUGUCUCUCUCAGUACCUGCACAGGUUCCAGUGGACUCACCUGUCUGUCUCUCACCUGUCUGUCUCUCUCAGUACCUGCACAGGUUCCAGUGGACUCACCUGUCUGUCUCUCACCUGUCUGUCUCUCUCAGUACCUGCACAGGUUCCAGUGGACUCACCUGUCUGUAUCUCACCUGUCUGUCUCUCUCAGUACCUGCACAGGUUCCAGUGGACUCACCUGUCUGUCUCUCACCUGUCUGUCUCUCUCAGUACCUGCACAGGUUCCAGUGGACUCACCUGUCUGUCUCUCACCUGUCUGUCUCUCUCAGUACCUGCACAGGUUCCAGUGGACUCACCUGUCUGUCUCUCACCUGUCUGUCUCUCUCAGUACCUGCACAGGUUCCAGUGGACUCACCUGUCUGUCUCUCACCUGUCUGUCUCUCUCAGUACCUGCACAGGUUCCAGUGGACUCACCUGUCUGUAUCUCACCUGUCUGUCUCUCACCUGUCUGUCUCUCACCUGUCUGUCUCUCUCAGUACCUGCACAGGUUCCAGUGGACUCACCUGUCGGAGCGCCUGGCCUUUGAGCAGACGGUGCAGCAGCAGAGAUUGAGGACAGAGGUUUCUCAG
Molecule: messenger RNA, 1782 nt
Organism: Trematomus bernacchii (emerald rockcod)
Lineage: Eukaryota; Metazoa; Chordata; Actinopteri; Perciformes; Nototheniidae
Gene: abt1
Product: activator of basal transcription 1
Exons: 3
Coding region: 137-1765 (542 amino acids)
Biological process (GO): endonucleolytic cleavage in 5'-ETS of tricistronic rRNA transcript (SSU-rRNA, 5.8S rRNA, LSU-rRNA); endonucleolytic cleavage to generate mature 5'-end of SSU-rRNA from (SSU-rRNA, 5.8S rRNA, LSU-rRNA); small-subunit processome assembly
Cellular component (GO): nucleolus
Molecular function (GO): RNA binding
Source: RefSeq, a predicted model, not a curated record